Trichomonas vaginalis G3 is the source of this 1404-nucleotide messenger RNA. Its product is annotated as armadillo (ARM) repeat-containing protein family. The transcript has a single exon. The record is from RefSeq and is a predicted model, not a curated record. NCBI's taxonomy places the organism in Eukaryota, Parabasalia, Trichomonadida, Trichomonadidae. Bases 1 to 1404 code for a protein of 467 amino acids.
AUGGAGAAAAUAAUUGAUAAUAUUGUAGAGCAAUUUAGCACCACAAAGAGUAUUGUUAAUAGUAAACCUCAAAACAAUGAAGAAUCAUGUACUUCUGAAGAGAAAAACAGUACAAUUUCCAUAAUUCAGCAAUUUAUUACGAACAUGAAAAACGAAAAUUACGAUAUUGACAGAGAUAACGAAAUGCUUAUCAGUAUAUCAAACAUUUGCUGCAAAAUGAAUCAGCGAGAUUGUUUAGAAUUAUUCGAUUCAGAAACAUUUGAUAUUUUAACAUCAUCAUUUUUAUUAUCUACACCUUCCAUUGAGAUUUACUCGCAUCUUUUAGACAUCCUAGCAAGUAUUAGUAUCUAUUAUCCAACUCUACAACCAUUUUUAUCAAAAGAGUUCCAAGAUGCGUUGUUUUCAGCUAACGAAAGAGGUGGACAGAUCAAAGUAUCAGCGGAAAUCAUAUUUACUAACCUUGUCAAAACGAAAGAAUAUUUUGAAAAUUAUCCUAUGGAAUUUAUCCUUGAUUUCUGGAUGAAAAUGAUUGAUAUGGACUUAAAAUCCGAAUCGUACGCAUUUCUUAACCAUGAAGUCACAAAUGAUGAAGAUAUAAUUGAAGAUUCAUUUAAUUUAGUAAAACUCGAUUUACUUAACAAAGGAGUUUGUUUGUUCCUCAAUGAUAACUUAUCAGUAGCUUCUAUGUCCAAUUUACUGCACGGAAUUUACAUAAAUCUUCGAAGCCUUAAUUUGAACACUUCAUCUUCAAUUAUUCGUGAUAUCUUUGUAGACGAGUUCAUGGAGAAGUCCCAUGAGAUCUAUAGUAACAGGAAAUUCAUUUUAAACACGUAUUUUAUUUUCCUUGAAUUAGUUAACAGAAACGUCUACUCCGAGCAACUUUCCGAUGAAUGUUUGGACUUGGUUACAUCGGCAAUGGGUAAAGAACAAGAUUCGGAGAUAUUUAUGUCAUCAAUAUUAUAUUACACGAAAAUGAUCGAAAAAAGGAAAGUUCCUUUAGACAAACAGUUCAUUCAUGAUGUUUCUGACUUAAUUGAUAACUCUCCUUUUAAUGUCAGAAUUGCCGCAAUAAAUUUGAUAAAAAUCACAGCAGAUUAUCAACCAGAACUGUUAUCUGAUAUAAGUGGUGAGAUCAUUGAAGUCAUUGCUCAAAUUGUUUUGUCAUCUGACCCAAUAAUCUCUGUUGCAGCUUUGAAAACACUGAAUACUCUUCAUUACAGUUGUAACGAAAUUGUUGCAAAGUAUUUGAUUGAAGAAUUCGACCAAUUUGAGGAAUUCCAGGAAACAUUGCAGGAAAUUAUAGAAAAUGAGGAUUUGUCUCAGAAAAAGAGAGAUAUGGCCUUCAAUUUUCAGUGUCUCUUAGAUAAGGAAAUGAAUCAAUCAAAUAACUAUAAUAAUGAUUAA